AUGACAACCAAUAUUUAAGUCAUUUGUCGUUUCAGACCAUCCAUUCCUGGGUAACUUGAAAGCUAGAUUUAUUUCGCUGACGACAAGAGUGUUCUGAUUGAAAAUCAAUAAUUCAACUUCGAUCAUAUCUUUCACCCUGGAAAAUAACUUGAAGUAUUUAAGGUUGCUGCAGAACCCGUAAUCAAGGGUGUGUUGGAGGGAUUCAACGGCACUGUAGUGGCUUAUGGGUAAACGGGAUCUGGGAAGACACACACAAUGGAAGGCUCAAUUGGUGAGGAACAGGGAAUCAUCAAAAGAAUGGUUAAUACAGUGUUUGAUUUUAUUGAGGCAAGUCCUGACUAUAUUGAGUACCGAAUCAAAAUUUCAGUUGCUGAAUUGUAUAUGGAAAAAGUGAGAGAUUUGUAGAACAUCAAGAAGAGUGAUUUAAAAAUAAGGGAGGACAAGAAUCAUUCUACAUAUAUCGAUGGAGUAACUGAGACCUCCAUUGCUGAUUAAUCUGAAAUCUACGAAAUUCUGAAGAUGUGCAAUUCCAACAGGAUGAUUGCCAGUACUAAUAUGAACGAAUAAUCUUCUCGUUCCCAUAUGAUAUUUUUAAUGUCAGUUUAAUCAAUUGAUUAAAGAGAUCAGUCGGCAAAAGUUGGUAAACUAUUUUUGGUUGAUUUGGCGGGAAGUGAGAAGGUAUCUAAAACAGGAGCUGAAGGCAAAAUCUUAGAUGAAGCCAAAGGCAUCAAUAAAUCAUUAUCUGCCUUGGGUCAAGUGAUCAACGCAUUGACCGACGGCAGUCAACAUGUACCUUAUAGAGAUUCUAAAUUAACCAGGAUUCUGCAAUGUUCUUUUGGUGGCAACAGCAGAACCACACUCAUUAUCACUUGUUCUCCUGCUCAAUUCAAUUUAUAGGAGACUCUGUCUACUUUGAGAUUUGGGGUUCGUGCUAAAGCCAUUAAGAACAAACCGAAAAUCAAUAAGGAACACACCAUCGAAGAGCUCAAGAUUAUUGUUCAGGAGAAAGAGAAGGAGAUCUUGUUAUUGCAGGAACAAUUGUCGUAAUAUAAGAAGGGGAUGUUCAUUAGCGAUGAAGACAAGGAGAUGAUUAAGGAGAUCUAAGAAGAUAUUCUCCUUGAAUAACCAAAUAAUAGUGAACAAUUAUUCAAUAUGCAAUAAAUAAUUACUAAAUAUGAAUAAGAAAUCGAAAUUUAUAAGUAGUAGGAGUUCACAUUCGAACAAAGAGAAUUGGAAUUCCUGAAUAAGAUUAGAUUAAAGGAGGACGAAAUGCAAGAAAAGAUGCAAGAUUUUGAAACUCAGUUUGCUAAACAGGAAAGUGAAUUUAAAAUAAAAUAAACUCAUUUGUACAGACUCUUAUCUUAAAAAUUGGGAUGGAUGGGAGAUGACUCUUAUAUAGAUGACGAACAAAUAUUAGUUUUAAUUGAGAAUUAUGCCAAAGAGAAGGUCACUUCUAAAUUAAAAUAAAUCACCUAUUUGUAUAAGAAGCAUCAUAAGGACAUCUUGAAUGAAUAGAUAAUGACAUACUUGACAGAGGACAAGAAGGAAUUCAACAUUCACAAUGAUCAAUUGGCUGAAUUACAUAGACAAGUGGCUUAAUUGAAAAAGUAGAAUCUAGAAUUGCAAACAGAUUCUAGCACUUAGUCAUAGUUGUUGGAAACAUUAGAAAGCACUAAGUAAUUAUUGGAUGCCGAAAAGGCUAGAUGCUAAAAGUUAGAAUAUACUUUAAAUAAAAAUAAUAAAAUUUACAAUGAAAAAUGCAAGGAGUUGAAUAAUAACAUUGAAAAAAUGCUAUCAGGAGUGCAUUAGGUGAUUAAUGAGAAAUAGAAAUAUUAUAGGGAAUGUCAAAAAUUGAAAAAGAUUUGUGAUGAAAAGAAUCUAAAAAUGCAGAAAUUAUUGGAAGAAAUUCAUAGACUUAGUGUAGAAAAUCAAAAGCUAUUCGUUAAAUAUGAUUAAUUAAAGGAAUUGUAAAAAUUGGAGAAGAGUGCAUAUCUUGACACUUCAGAAGUGAACUCAUCUUUUCGAUAAAAUAAGAAAAUUCACAAAUGUCUAAAAGGAGGCACAAAAAAUUAGAUUACAGAAUAAGUUAUAAAUAAGGAAAACAUAUCUGAUGAAGAAUCAUGA
Paramecium tetraurelia is the source of this 2124-nucleotide messenger RNA. RefSeq lists its product as uncharacterized. Gene Ontology annotation, biological process: microtubule-based movement. Gene Ontology annotation, molecular function: ATP binding; microtubule motor activity; microtubule binding. The record is from RefSeq and is a predicted model, not a curated record. The transcript has 5 exons. NCBI's taxonomy places the organism in Eukaryota, Ciliophora, Oligohymenophorea, Peniculida, Parameciidae.